CCGCCGAGUGUCAGUUUCAGCGCCGCCGCCUGCGGUCUCUCUGGCCGGGCUGCCCGGCCGCCCCGCGCCCAGCUGCCGCCCCGCUCCGCGUGCCUGGACUCCCGACCCGCGCCCGCCCGUCCAACGGCGCAGCACGGCGCGCAGAUGGCGCACUCGGCGUCCUCCGUGCCGCUGGGCGUGCUGGAGCAGGGCUGCCCCAUCCGCGUGGAGCACGAUCGCCGGCGCCGCCAGUUCACCGUCCGGCUCAACGGAUGUCAUGACCGGGCCGUCCUGCUCUAUGAGUAUGUGGGCAAACGGAUUGUGGACCUGCAACACACGGAGGUCCCUGAUGCGUACCGUGGGCGGGGUAUUGCCAAGCACCUUGCCAAGGCUGCCCUGGACUUUGUGGUGGAGGAGGACCUGAAGGCCCAUCUCACGUGCUGGUACAUCCAGAAGUAUGUCAAGGAGAACCCCCUGCCGCAGUACCUGGAGCGGCUGCAGCCAUAGCCCCGGCCGUGGGCAGGAGCGCCCCCUGCCGGCCCCUCCACAUGGACUCCACCCAGCCCCACGUGCUCUCAGGAACCUGCUCCCCCUGGGGACAGGCUCAGAGUUAUUUUUGUAAGGACGCUCAUCUGUGUCUCCGAGUCCAGGCUCCUGAAGAAGGCUGGCCGAGGAUGGGCGGUGACCCAGUGACCAGGGCAAAGGGAAGACCAGACAGUGGUGGUCCCAACACCACCUUCAGUGGGCAGCAUGAGAGGGCCUGGGACCAGCUGGGUCCCUGCUCUGUGAUCAGCAGGAGGUUGGGUGAGACCCCUGCCACCAGCUUCUGGUGCUAUGUCCUUUCUACAAACAAGGAGGACAUUUUCCAGAGUCAAGAGGAGCACAAGGAACCUUAUAUGCCAACCUCGGAGAGUGGUGGCACCAAGCCUCAUUUGCCACCAGCAUGACCCCCUUCUCUUUCACAGACGUUGGUGCCCUGGUGCAGGUUCGCAGCAGAGGGUAACCCUCCCUGAUGUGGGAGAUAAGAGUGUGGCUGGAGCUGUGGUCCCGGCUCAGAUACAGGCCCUCGCACAUGAGCUGGGGGCACGGGCAGGCGUGGGGAGAGCAGUGGUGUCUUGCUCUUCCUGGUGCCCUCAUCUUCUGUUGUCCUCUCAUGUGUCAGCUCUACAGGAAACCAAGGCCCCCACACCUAGGGGUCACCCUUCUCAUUUGCCUCUGCCCCCUGUUGGCCAGGAGUCGGCUCCCAAGGCAGCCCAAGUGGCCACAGCCUGCCGAGCAUGGCAGCAUCCCCGACCCUCACUGGCUUCUGCUGUCAUCUGCCCAGGCCCUCACAGAGGGCAUGCCUUGGAGCUGGGGCUAGGAGGAGGCAUGCUGACCCCCACAAGCACCCUCAUCACCAAAAGAAAGGAGCAUUUCAGCUGAGGGAUUUCUUUUGCUGACUCCAGACAUCAGAGCAUCGUUCUUUUUGGGGGCCAGCUGUGGCCAGGUACAUUCGGUUGGCUGUUGUAAGUCCCAGGGCCCCUCCCCAUACCUGCCUUCCUGGUGUCAGUCUGGAACCAAGCAUGCCAUGGUUCUGUGGGACCCACCUUUCAGGGGGCCUGUGUCUCUCCUUUAAGGACUGGUUAGGGCUCAGAGUCCUGAUCUCUUGUCCCCUGUUCCCCACAAGGUUCAAGUCUCUUCUUGCUCUUCUAUGGAGCUGAGGUGACCCAGGAAUCCAGGGCCCUUUUGAGUUGAGGGGACAGUCAACAGUGAAUCCUUGGAUGCAGUGUGCCCCUUCCAGGCCUCUGGGGGUGUCUGGGUCUGGCCUCCAAUACCUCCCCACUCUUCUGUGCCUCCCUCCUCCUAUGUGGGGACUCAGGGCAGGGUAGAUGUUGGGGGUGCCUUGGUGAUUCCUCCCCUUGGUGCUGGCCUGGUGGCUGGCCUGGUGGCUCUCUUGUUCCCACUCACCUCCUCACUGCUUCCAGCCUCGGUACCAAGACCCCCUGGCUCUCCCUCCCAACCACAGCAGCUCAGGGGUUCAAGACAGCUACUUGCCCUACUGUAGCAACUUUGAGAUCUGCACACACGAGGAAGGCUGGCAGCCUUCCUGUGGGGGCCCCUCAGUUUAGUGCUCCUGAGCCCCCACCACUGUGAGUCCAGCAUGGAACGCCAGUGGUCACUGUCCUAAGCAUCUUGUGCCAGCUGCAGAUAUUCAUGCUCUGACCUCCAAGAAUUCCUAGGAGAGCCCAGGUGGCCCCCAUUCCUCUGCAUCCUCCUCCUCAGCUCUGUUUGCAAAGGGCUCUUUUGAAGGGCCAGAAAAAAACCCAGGCCUCCCAGAAGAAACUACUGGCAGGAGUGGGGCUCAGCUGUGCUGUGUCCCACACAGUAGUGAUGCCCCAUUCCUGGGUCAAGAUGAUAAAUGAGCAAGUUGCAGGCCUCAGAGUAGACACAAGUUGCUGAGGGCCACACUGUCUCCCCUUCUGUCCAGGGGUGUCUGGACCAGGGCCUCCCCUCCCUCACCACUCCCUACCCACACAUGCUUCCCAAGUUUCCUCAGACUGUCUCCCCCGUGAUUCAGUGAGCCAGUGCUGGUGCUCUGAACUACAGAAUGAGGUGGCCCUGCAUUCUGCAGUCUACCCACAGAGGGGUCCCCCCACGGGAGACCCCAGAGGACCAGCACAGGCUCAAGGAGCUAUAGGAGCCAGGUGGCUCCAGGAGGAGGCAGCCUAGCCCCACCUGGUCCCCCCCGAACCUAAGGUCCCAUACACUAUGUGUGGUCCAUACACAGGUGACUGGCCAUCAUGGCCACAUGCCCAUGAGACACUCAGUACUUGAAUGUGGAGGCCCAGGGCCCCAUAAGAGUGGCUGGGGCUUCCUCAGUUGGCUUGUCCCAAGUUCCUGCGGGGGUGACCUGAGCACCUCCUUGGGUUGCCUUAAAGCUCCAGACUCCACUCCAGGGUUCCCGACAGGGCUGUGCUGGGCCUGACCAUAGUCACCAGCUGAUCCUUGGAGCAGCAGCAAUAACUACAUCUCCACCCCACCCUGGUGGGGCCACCAGCCCAGUUCAGCCCUCUGGUGCUACCCUUCUGCCUGGCCUCCCAACCACACCCACCUCUUGACCCAUGUCACUCCAGGAGCCCUCAGUCAGCACCAGUCACUUGGGGGCCUUGGUGAGACCAGGGGCAGAGGGACGUUUGCCCCCUAUCCACCUGCAAGUUCACCUAAGGUCUCAUGCUCUCCUGCUGGGUCUGCCCUUGGGGUCCCCCUUUCUUGUCCAGUCUACGCAGGUGGUAACUUACGUGCCUUUCCUAUCCAGGACCUGCCCCAGUGGUGUCUGGCCACAGCUAGAGACCCACUCCUUGGGCCUUGUCAGAUUUCUGAACAUAACGAACAUUUCAACGGAAGGCGUGGCCUAGUGUGCGGCUCCCAGGAGGUGCUGCGUGUGGGGUUGGCGGGCUGUCUCCUCCACCCAAGAGCAGUCUCAUUUGCCUCAUUAAGUGAUAAGGUGGACACAGUGAGGAGGUUGGGAGCCCUCCGGAGAGGAGGAGGGAUGGGAGAGGCAGGCUACACAGGUGUUCUUCAUUCUUUGUCCAAGAUGGUGGCUUUGGCAUUAGGAGUCCAAUCCUGUUCUGGGCAACUUUGCCUUUCAUGUCCUGACCCAGCAGGCCCAGCCCACCCCACGGUUCAGCUCUAACACCAGCCUCUGGUUUUCGUGGGAAGUGGUUAUGGGUUUCCUGGGACAAAACUGGUGAUGUUACAUCAGCCACUUAUACAUGAACUGCUCUCAGUCUUGAAAAUUUGGGAAUUUUUUUCAGAGCAGGCAGGUGGGAUCCAUCAAAAACCCAAGAGCAUAGAGAUCCAGCAAUACAAUGAAGGCCAUGUCCUGUGCCAUCCUGCUGCCCAAGGAGGUAGCCGUCUCCUGAGUGGGAAUUUUUCCUAGUAGUUCCCACUGGGAGAGUGAGAUGUCUAUGGCAAAGAAAGAGGAGAGGCACAGCAAGUGCCAAGCCUUUCACAGUCUCAAUUCUCACAACCAUCCCAGGAGAUGCCAGUCAUUGGGCGUGUUCAGUGGAUGAAGAAACUGAGGGUCAUAGUAGCCUGCAGCCCACACAGCUAGAGGGACUAAGAGCAGAACCCAUCCUCUCUAAAUGUUGGUGCCAAGCUUGUGUUGUGGAUUUGUUUCUACUUUGGGCGACAGAUGGCCUCAGAAAGCAAUAAACAGAUACUUCCAGCCACUUUCCUGCUCUUUUGAGGGUCUGAGGUGGGCUCUAUUAGAGCUGCAAGGUGUGUGACUCAUCAAGAGUGCCUGGUCAGCAUGGGAAAGGCUGAGUCGCACGUGUGACUGGGGUCGUAAGCAGGAGUGUUCGCAUACUCCCACUGUUCUUGCUCAGUUCUGGAUUCUCAGAUUUGUUCCAGUUCAUCCCAACAUCCUUUUACUAUUCUCAGGGUCACACUCCUUCCAGAUCAGUGCCCUAAAUUUCACAUAAGAGAUCCUACGAGGCUGUGAACUCAUCUUGUAACUCUGCGACCUGCAGGAUCAAAUUUAGGGUUAUGUUUUCAGUUUUAUCUGUCCUAUGGCUACAAGAUUAUUAAAGACACUUUUCUGAUU
Molecule: messenger RNA, 4564 nt
Organism: Sciurus carolinensis (gray squirrel)
Lineage: Eukaryota; Metazoa; Chordata; Mammalia; Rodentia; Sciuridae
Gene: Natd1
Product: N-acetyltransferase domain containing 1
Exons: 3
Coding region: 145-486 (113 amino acids)
Source: RefSeq, a predicted model, not a curated record